Molecule: messenger RNA, 2562 nt
Organism: Manihot esculenta (cassava)
Lineage: Eukaryota; Viridiplantae; Streptophyta; Magnoliopsida; Malpighiales; Euphorbiaceae
Exons: 9
Coding region: 1-2562 (853 amino acids)
Source: RefSeq, a predicted model, not a curated record
AUGCCGUUGUUGCAUCCGCUGGUGGUGGCUGCUUCUUCUAUUUCAGCCACCGCUCCCUCUGGUCGUCGUCGUUGCUUCCAUCGGUCCAGUCCGUCUGCCGUUCGGUGUUGCUCCUCUCCUCAGUCACGCCGCUGCUACGUCCGCUGGUACAAUAGGUACAAUAUGCAUUCUGAUAGAGGUUGGAUGUAUGCAAGACUUAAAGAUGGUCUACUAAAUUCUUUAUUCCUUGAAGGAUUAAAUGAAUUCAUAUCAGCUGCCAAACAGUUUCCAGGCUGUUUGAAUGGAGAACUAAUUAGGUGUCCAUGUAAUCAAUUUAAGUGCCAAAAUCACAAUUUUGAAUAUGAGAAUACAGUUAGGUUUCAUCUGAUGAAAUAUGGGUUUGUUAGAGACUAUUAUCAACUAGUUGCAGAUGCAGCAGGGCCUAGUUUCUCCCCAUCAAUAAGUAAUGAGCCUCCAAACCAAUCUACUCAGAGAUUGUAUGACAUGUUGGCAGCUGCUAAUCAGGAAUUGUGGCCAGGUUGUGAAAAUCAUUCGCAACUAUCAGUUGUGGCAAGGAUAUUGAAUAUCAAAUCUGAACAUCAUUUGUCUGAACGUUGCUUUGACAAUAUUUUUCAAUUCAUCAAAGAAAUUUUACCUAUUGAUAAUUUAUUUACUGAUAAUUUCUACUCUACAAAGAAAUUACUUGAAGGCUUGGGAUUACCAAUUCAGAAGAUUCAUAGUUGCUUAAAUAGUUGUAUGAUUUAUUGGGGUGAGGAUAAUGAAUUGCUCAGGUGUAAGGUGUGUGACCAUCCGAGGUAUAAACGAUUGCGAGAUGGCCAGAGCUCUAGUAAAACCCAAGUUGCUUAUAGUAAAAUGUAUUACAUGCCAAUCACACCUAGACUACAAAGGUUGUACGCAUCUAAUGCUACAGCUAAGGAUAUAACUUGUGCUGAGAAACGUAAUGUCCGCCUAGGACUGUGUACCGAUGGUUUUCAACCAUUUGGACAAUCUAGGCCUAGAAAUCCAAAAGAUAAGUUGGAUGUGUACUUGCAACCCCUAGUAACUGAGCUGGAAGAUUUAUGGGAGAAUGGAGUUGAAACAUAUGAUGCAUUCAAUAAAGAAAAUUUCAACUUGCGAGCUGCUUUAAUGUGGACUAUAAGUGAUUUUCCUGCUUAUGCAAUGUUAUCUGGAUGGAGCACUGCAGGACGGACCGCUUGUCCUUAUUACAUGGAAAAUAGUGAUGCGUUCGACAAGAGGAGAAAGCUAAACCACCAAUUUUCCGGUGAAGAAGUACUAAAACAGAUUGACGAAUUGGGGUUUAAGAGGGUUAUAGAUGAAGAUGCAGCUGAAAUAAAUUCCCGUCUAUCAAAGCAAUGCGGUUGGCGAAAAAAAAAGUAUCUUUUGGGAUUUACCCGGAUUAUGCCAAUUGCAUUUCGUGAGUUGCUUCCUUCAAAUGUUUGGCAGCCCUUAACAAAGUUGAGUAAUUAUUUUAGGGAAUUAACAUCUACCGCUAUAAGUGAGAGUGAUAUGUUACGAUUGCAUGGUGAAAUUCCUUUGAUCAUAUGUAAGCUUGAACGUGUUUUCCCUCCAAGCUUCUUUGAUUGUAUGGAACACCUCCCCAUCCAUCUAGCAUAUGAAGCAUGGCUAGUAGGUCCAGUGCAAUAUCGGUGGAUGUAUCCUUUUGAACGAUAUCUGCGACGGCUUAAGAAUAAUGUCAAAAAUAAAGCUAGAGUCGAGGGAUCAAUAUGUAAUGCGUACCUAGUAGAAGAAGCAACUUCAUUUUGUGCGCAUUACUUUAAGUCGUAUGUCCAAACUAGACAUCGAAAAGUGCCAAGUAAUGUUGACAUUUCAGAAAGUAAUGAAAAUUAUGAAGGUAAUCUAUCAAUUUUUAUGCAGUUCGGUCGACCAAUAGGAAAAGGGACAACUAGAUACCUUAUGGAGGAUGAGUAUAAAGCAGCACAAAUCAUUUACAUUGAUCAACUGCACUCAAAAAAUCCGUUAAUCAAUGAUUCUCAAAUUGACAUCAAAUUGGAGAGUGAAUUUGCUAUAUGGUUCAACAACUUUGCUCAUAAUUUGUGCAGUAAUAUAUCCAACAAGUUUAUCAUAUUGCUUGCAAAGGGUCCAUUACGAAGUGUGACAUCAUAUAAUGGAUAUAUAGUGAAUGGAUAUAAGUUUCAAUCAAAGUCAUACUAUGCAAGUAGAGCAAGUAUGAACAGUGAGGUGUGUAUUAAGGGGUCAAAUUACAGCAGCGAAGAGAGCGAUUACUAUGGACAAUUGCUUGAAGUUAUACGUUUGGAGUAUCCAAGUCUUUCAAUCAAGCGAGUUGUACUUUUUAAAUGCAAUUGGUUUGACCCCACUCCAAAUGUUGGCACAAAGGUCCAUAGUAAAUAUAAACUUAUCGAUGUAAAUCAUAAACGAUCAUUUAAUAGAUACGAGCCUUUUGUGCUGGGAGUACAAGCAAUACAAGUGAUAUACACACCAUAUCCUAGCCUAAAGCGAGAUAAAAUUGAAUGGUGGGCUACUGUAAAAGUUAAAGCACGUUCUGUAAUUCAACUUUCAACACAAGAAAACACAACCUACUGA